UCUUGCCCGGCGGCGUGUUCUUGCAGCAAUCAAGCCAGUCGGGUGAUUUGCACCCGGCGAGAACUCUUGGAGGUGCCCAGCAGUAUUUCGGUCAACACCCGGUACUUAAAUUUACAGGAGAACCACAUCCAAGUCAUCCGCACCGACACCUUCAAACACCUCCGGCAUUUGGAGAUCCUCCAGUUGAGCCGCAACCUGGUGCGCAAAGUGGAGGUGGGCGCCUUCAACGGCCUCCCCAACCUCAACACCUUGGAGCUCUUCGACAACCGCUUGACCACCGUCCCCACCCAAGCCUUCGAGUACCUCUCCAAACUGCGGGAGCUGUGGUUGCGCAACAACCCCAUCGAGAGCAUCCCUUCCUACGCCUUCAACCGCGUCCCUUCCCUGCGCCGCCUGGACCUGGGCGAGCUCAAACGCUUGGAAUACAUCUCGGAAGCGGCUUUCGAAGGUUUGGUCAACCUGCGCUAUUUGAAUUUGGGGAUGUGUAACCUGAAGGAGAUCCCCAAUUUGACGGCGUUGGUGCGGUUGGAGGAAUUGGAACUUUCGGGCAACCGGUUGGGGCGCGUGAGGCCGGGUUCUUUUCAAGGGUUGGGGAGUUUGAGGAAGUUGUGGUUGAUGCACGCCCGGGUGGCGGCGGUGGAACGCAACGCCUUCGACGACCUCAAAGCGUUGGAAGAGUUGAAUUUGGCCCAUAACGAGCUGGCCUCGCUGCCCCACGACCUCUUCGCCCCGCUGCACCGCCUGGAGCGGGUUCACCUCCACCACAACCCUUGGCGGUGCGAUUGCGACGUCCUGUGGUUGAGUUGGUGGUUGAGGGAGACGGUGCCCAGUAACACCAGUUGCUGCGCCCGCUGUCACGCGCCGCCGGCUUUACGGGGUCGUUAUUUGGGCGAACUGGAACCGGGGCACUUCACCUGCUACGCUCCCGUCAUCGUGGAACCGCCGGCCGACCUCAACGUCACCGAAGGGAUGGCGGCC
This is a messenger RNA of Charadrius vociferus (killdeer), 978 nucleotides long. Its product is annotated as leucine-rich repeat-containing protein 4B. Lineage: Eukaryota; Metazoa; Chordata; Aves; Charadriiformes; Charadriidae. The record is from RefSeq and is a predicted model, not a curated record. The transcript has 2 exons. The annotation marks the transcript as partial. Gene Ontology annotation, molecular function: protein binding. Gene Ontology annotation, cellular component: plasma membrane.